This is a messenger RNA of Bursaphelenchus okinawaensis, 970 nucleotides long. The record is from the annotation of a GenBank genome assembly. Lineage: Eukaryota; Metazoa; Nematoda; Chromadorea; Rhabditida; Aphelenchoididae.
AUGUUGAAGUUUGUUGUACUUGGUCUUGUGAUUGCAACAGCGGCGGGGCAGCUAAGCGCUUCGGACCGCCAGUAUGUAGUUGAUCAGCACAACAAGUACAGAGCUCAGGUGGCUGGGGGUACGGCUGUUGGUGCUGGUAACGUUACACUACCGACUGCUGGAGAUAUGAAGGCGCUUGUAAGUUGAUUUUUGGAACAAUUGAGAUAUUAUAAGUAAUGACAGUGUAGUAGAAAGUACUGACACUAAGUGGAUUAGUAAUGAGAUUUUCAAUAUUAUAUUAUGUUAGGUAUACAGCACUGACCUCGAACAAGAAGCCACUACCUAUGCUGAAAAAUGUGUCUGGGCUCAUUCUGGCACUCAAGAUGGAGAGAAUCUGUAUUCUCUUACCCGAACUUCGACUGAAAACACUGUCAAUCUUGGAGCAGCUAUCACAGCCUGGUACAACGAGGUCACCACCUUCAGUCCAAGUGGUAUUCCUAGCUACGCGUUUGUUGAAGCUGAUGGACAUUUCACUCAGGUAAUUUGGGCCAACACUUCUGAAGUCGGAUGUGAUGUGGCCAGCUGUCCCACUUUGACCAACCUAGAAGGCAGCAACUAUGCCUACAUCGUAUGUAACUACCGAGCUGCUGGCAAUGUUGUCUCUUUACCCAUCUACACAGAAGCCGAUCCAGCUUCUCAAUGUCCUUCUGGCUACGUGGCUGAUUCUCCACUUUGUGUUGUUGCUACUACUGGUACUACUACUACCAAUACUGGUACCACUACUGCUAAUACUGGUACUACCGCCAGUGGAGCUUCUACUUCUAGUACUACUGCCGGUACCACUGGUAGUACUGCUAGUGAAGGAGUUAGUAGUACUGCUGUUACUAGUGGAAGUACUGCUAGCAGUGAUAAUGAUGCUGCUAGUAAGACUCCUUCUGGUUCUGAUCCAACCACUACCAGAGGAUGUCGUACUCGACCAUAUCAAUACUAA